Messenger RNA from Linum trigynum, 4574 nucleotides. NCBI's taxonomy places the organism in Eukaryota, Viridiplantae, Streptophyta, Magnoliopsida, Malpighiales, Linaceae. The record is from the annotation of a GenBank genome assembly.
UAACGUUAAAUGUACAAUUUCAAGUUGUACCAUAAAGGCAAAAAUCUAUAACACCAAUACUAUAUAGCAUUGUAAAAUUCCUCUAUUAAUUUGUGCACUCACGCGAUAAACUUUAAGUAUGACUCCCAAUCUUAAUGUGAUCUAGAAUGAAAAUAGGCAUACUAGUUCAGCCAAUAAUUUGUUUUGAAAUUAAGUAGGCUCCCACUAAAUCCCUAAUUGAGUGGGGUGAAAAGAAACUAACAUAAUGGUCCAUGCUUCCCGAUACAAAAAUUGAAAGUAGAUGAAGAAAAAUAGGCCAAAAUUAGCACCUGGAAUUCAACGACCAAAAACAAUUAGCUCCUGGAUUUUGUUGCACUCCAUGCAGUUUUAUUUUCCUCUUCCAAAACCGUAUGAUACCCGCCUUGCGUAUCAUUCACUCCCUUGCAAGUCACAACUUCACAAUUCAUUUUAUUUAUGAUGUAUAUAUAAGCUAUUUUAUUUUAAUACUCAAACGUAACAGAAAAUAGUAACAAAUAGAGAAAUUAAUCCCACUCUCAAAACACCUUAUUUUUUUCAAUUGAAAAAAUCCAUUACAGCAACAAACAAGAAAAGAAAGAAAGAAAGAAACGGUAAACACGCCACACCUGAGUCAAUCUCGUUUAUCAACGACUUUAACCGUUUGUUUCCCCUUCAUAAUUUUCUUUUAUAUAUAAAUACUAGAAUAUUACGAGAGUCAAGACACAAGCGGCUUCAUGUUCAACCAUGCCAACUUCGACAUUUUUGGAUACCAUCUCAAGCCACAGUUAAUCUCAAUAUCUUCAUCCUUUUCUCUUUGUGGUUUGUAAAAACCAAUCCGGAAAAUUUUCGUAAUUAAACUGAAAGAGUUAAUUAGGGUUUGCAAAAACGGAUGCCUCGUACUUAUUAAUAUUGAUAUUUUAAAUAAUAAACAAAUGCACGAGGAAGGACGAAGAAGCGGAUCUGGGUCAACCGCCUUUGACCAUCGAAACGACAGUACAGAAGGCUGGAAGCGUAAUUUAGCAGCACUGCCGGACGGCCCCACCUCACUCUUACACAGAUAGGUAACUUAUUGUAAUUUUAUUAUCAUUUUUCCUUUUUAUUAUUUAUUUUUCUGGGUUUUCGUGUUUGUUUAAUGGGAGAACUGCUCUCUUUCUCUCUCUCACUAUAUUUCUUAUGCUUUUGGCUUUUGCUCUGUUUUAUAUAAAGCCCGCACUCGGCCUUUUAUUCUUUCGUCUUCCCUCUCGCCUAAGGGGAAACUCAAAGGAUUUCUGGGAAAAAGACAACGCUGAAACGGUUCGCCGGAGCGCUGCCGGAGGAACGAAAGAAAAAGGAAAGAAGGGGGGGAGCUUCCGUGAUUUCAGUCUGUUGGAAGAAUGAGGACGAGAAGAGGCGUUUGUUACCCGAGGAUGGAAGUUUGUGGUGUGGAGAAGAAAGUUGUCAAAAGAGCGAAACGCGAUUUCUCCGCCACCGCCGAUGAGAGUCUUGCCGGAAAGAGGCAGAGACUAUCGCCGGAAUCCGAAUACGGAAACCACGGCGGCGAUAUGUUCGACGGCUUGCCCGACGAUCUUGUCCUCUCAAUCCUUGCCAAGCUUAGCUCAUCCGCUUCAUCGCCAUCGGAUUUCAUCAACGUCUUGAUAACAUGCAAGAGAUUCAACGGUUUAGCCCUCAAUCAGCAAGUACUGGCGAAGGCUUCACAGAAGACUUUCGCGAUUAAGGCGAAGAACUGGUCGGAUUCCGGUCACCGUUUUUUAAAGCUUUGUGCCGACGCCGGGAAUGUUGAAGCUUGUUAUACUCUUGGAAUGAUUCGGUUUUACUGUCUGCAAAAUCGAGGCAACGGCGCGUCGCUGAUGGCCAAGGCGGCAAUCAGUUCUCACGCGCCGUCACUAUACUCGCUUGCUGUCAUCCAGUUCAACGGCAGUGGCGGGUCGAAGAGCGACAAGGACCUGCGAGCCGGAGUAGCUCUCUGCGCACGCGCCGCCUUUCUCGGCCACAUCGACGCCUUGAGGGAGCUCGGCCACUGCCUGCAGGACGGCUACGGCGUCCGCCAGAACAUCGCCGAGGGACGGCGGUUCUUGGUCCAGGCGAACGCCAGGGAGCUAGCGGCGGUGCUUUCCAACCCGAACAACGGGCUAGCCACGCGCGCAUGGCUCACGUGGAACUCCCACGCGCAUCCCAACAACCCCAGCCGCGGCAGCGCCACCGCCACCGCCGCCGCUUCCGGCGGCCCCGGGUGUCCUCUUCUGAGUGACUUCGGUUGUAACGUCCCGGCGCCGGAGGUUCACCCGGCCAGCAGGUUCAUGGCGGAGUGGUUCGCUGCCAGAGGCGGGGCGCCGGGGGCAGGUCUGAGGCUUUGUUCGCACUUCGGAUGCGGGCGGCCGGAGACGCGUAAGCACGAGUUCCGGCGGUGCUCCGUUUGCGGGACGGUGAAUUACUGCUCCAGAGCUUGCCAGGCUUUGGAUUGGAAGCUGAGGCACAAGGCGGAGUGUGCUCCAGCGGAACGGUGGGUGGAGGAGGACGGUGAGGGGAUGGACGUCGACGGCGGUGCCGACGGUAACGGUGACGGAAUGGGGGAUAGCUAGGAGUGUUCAGCGGGAGAGAGGUUAACAAAAAGUGACGGCAGGUGGAGUGUAUUUUUGUGUGGCCUUGUCGGGAAACGGAAAGGUAGUAAGUAAACGGCGUCAGGAAACGGCGGUGUAUUGGGAGAUACGAUGAGGCCAUUCCUUGGUUGGAAAAUAUUAAGGAAAGGAAAAAAAAAUAGAAAAAGAGGGAAAGUUAGAAAGACAAGAAAGUCCUUUGUAAUUGUCGUAGAAGGGCAGAGGAAGUUGGUUGUUUCUCUCGUUUGUAUAGAGGGGUAAAUCGGAGAAAACGAUGGGAAUUCUUUUUCCAAGUUCUCAUCUCGCUCUCUUUUUGCGGUAAUCUCUUCUCUUCUAUUCCCUCGCGUCAUAUUUUCACCCGUCCUCUUUUUCAUGGUUUGUGAAACCAUAUCGGUGCUAUAAAAAAAUUAGGGAUGGUAAUGAGGGGGUUUGCUUAAACCAUCCUCAUUCCCAUCUUCGAAUACCCAAACUCAUACCCGCCCCAUACCCAUGCGGGUGAAUGUUUUGCAAACUCAUCUCCAUCACCGUGGAUUUCGGGUACUCAUGGGGUAAUACCCGUACAUCCAACAUUAUUGUACUUAAAACUUACAAGGAAAGUUUUAAUUAUACCCAAAUCACAAUUGUUUUUUUAAAACGGUUCAAAGAAUAUGAUCCUAAAAUAUCUAUUAAUACAUAAUAUAGAGUAUAAUAUUUUUCAAAUUAUUAUGUUAUAAUUGUGAUAAUCUACUAAGUAAUAAUUAACUAACAUAAUCUCGUUGACAAUGGGGGAAGUGAAAGAGUGAAAGGAGAAUUGAGGGAAAUAGAUUAGGUUUUGAUUAAGGUGAUCACUCAAUUGCAUUUCUACUAUUUAUUUUCUCAAGUUAUCCUCAUCAUCAUUGAUAGAUUACAAUUUGAUCCACAUAUUUUUUUUAUAUGUGAAGAAAAUCUCUUGGUGGUGCAGGUAUGGGUAAGCGGCGGGGGAGGCUAAAUCCAUACCCGCCCCAUACCCAUCAAAUUUUUUGCGGGUUUUACCCAUACCCGCCCCAUAACCGAUCAAAGCGGGGAUUCUUGAUAUCUCUAAUAAAAUUCCGUACAGAAAGUUAAACUUGUAGUUAGGGAUGACAACAAAACCCGAACCCACGGGUACCCACCCGACCCAACCCGGUCAACGCGGGUAAAACCCGUGUUGACGGGUUUUGGGCCGGGUUCGGGUUUAAACCCGCUACACUAUUCAUCGGGUCGGGUUGGGUUUGGGUUUAGGUAAACCCGCCCCAUGGGUACCCGCUCACACACAUAUAAUUACUUUCCCGGUAUAUUUAAUAUUCUAAAUAAUAUAUCUUCCUUAAACAACUAAUAUUCUUUAUGUUUUUUGUGGAGACAUGUAUAAUUUGUUCUUUCUAAUUGUUUAGAAUGAAGUUGAUAUUAUGAAGUGGAGAGUGAAGAAACUUAGUUGACGAGGAAGAAGCUUUCAAUUAAUCUUAUUCUUUAUAGAUGUUUAUCUUUAAUUUUGAACAAUUUGUAUUGAUCAUUUGCGAUUUGCUUGUAUGCUCUAGAUUGGUGUUUUUUGUAUGAAUAAUUUGUAUGAGAAAAUUGAUGUUAAACUUUUAUUUAGAAAGAAACUUGUUAUUGUGAAUUUUUUACCACAAAAACCCACGGGUACCCAGCGGGUUGGGUUGGGUUUGAGUUUUUCAAACCCAGCGGGUUUUACCCCGGGUUUUUUUGACGGAUAAACCCAUGGGUUUGGGUUUGACAAAACCCGCCCCAACCCGACCCAUUGCCAUCCCUACUUGUAGUGGUAUUUAGCCGUAUUAAUGGUUAAGCUACGGUUAAAUCAUGAAUUCAUCAUAAAAUAUUCAACUGCUGAAUUUUUCGAUAUAAUCUCUGGUACAAUCUCACAAACAUUGUUUGUUUCUCACCUUUUGGUGUACCAUGGAGUCAACACUCAACCCUAGGUCUAUGAACUCUUUAAGAUCAAAAGGAGUAGAAGAAAAUUUCCAACAUUUA